UUGUUAAAAAAAUCUGCAGAAAACAGAUGUCCAAAAAAUCAAAAAUCCUAAACCUUCCAAUUACAAACUAAAACCUCUUUUCUUUCUUUUUCUUUUCUUUUUCUAUUGCAAAAUAAAAGCUUCAAGAAAGUUCAUUUAGACACGCAAAAGGUUAGCAAGCAAAAACAUAUGGAUCCGCAUAAGCAAAGCGAUUUCUUAACUCAGUCAUUGACGCGGGAUUCUACAACUCAGUGGACUCGUUUGGAGGAUAAGCUGUUUGAGGAUGCGCUGGUUAUCUUCCACGAAGAAGCCUCUGAUCGGUGGCAGAGGAUUGCCGACAGGAUUCCUGGAAAGUCGGCUAGAGAAGUGAAAGAGCAUUUUGAUGUGCUUGUACACGAUGUUUACGAAAUCGAUGCCGGUCGAAUUGAAGUUCCUAAUUAUGCUGAUGAUUCAUCCGUGUUAUCGUCAAGUUGUGAUUCCGAAAAUCAGAUAUCUUUCACUUCAAAAUCUAAACAACAUCAAGUAGACAACGAGAGAAAGAAAGGAACUCCGUGGACAGAAGAGGAACACAGGUUAUUUUUAAUUGGUCUGCAGAAAUUUGGUAAGGGUGAUUGGCGGAGUAUAUCAAGAAACGUAGUGAUAACUCGGACACCGACUCAAGUGGCUAGCCAUGCUCAGAAAUACUUUCUUAGACAGAGCUCCAUAAGGAAGGAGAGGAAAAGAUCGAGCAUCCAUGACAUUACAACAGUCGACAACAGUAUGGUCGAUGCACCUGUUGAGCAAAAUUGGGUGUCAAGUGGUCAGGCAUCUUCACUGCAACAAUUGCCCCGUCCAAACUACUUACCUUCCGAUGAUGGGUCCUUAAUGUAUCAAAACUAUGGUUUUCCGAUGUAGAGAUAGAUCAGAGCUCCAAACUCGCUUGAUACCAUUGCAGGCUUAUUCAAUUCUUUGAACUUAUCUGCAAGUUCACGUGUACCUAACUUUUCUUUCAUGCAAUAUCCUAUAGUGUGGCAGUGACCGAGGCUAGUCUCUAUUGCUUCAUUUUUCUUUCAAGUUCAUCUUAAUUCUCAAUUGGUUUGGACAAACUUGGCUGUUAUUUUGAAUCUGUGGCAUUGCAGAUGGAGGUAAGCCUUCUAACAUCGGAGACAACAAAAAUGCAGACUGAUAUUCGAAUGAUCGUGUGGACUAAUUCGAACGAUUUAGAAGGACAUGUUAGCUUGAAUAUGAUACUACCUUGCAUUACUUAAAUUUAAAACGGAUUCUCUGUAAGCUUUACUUUUUCAUUUUUCAGUCUUAGUCUUUAAUGUUGAACCGACCCUUGCUUUUUCUUAAAGUA
This is a messenger RNA of Hibiscus syriacus, 1315 nucleotides long. Its product is annotated as transcription factor DIVARICATA-like. Lineage: Eukaryota; Viridiplantae; Streptophyta; Magnoliopsida; Malvales; Malvaceae. Gene Ontology annotation, molecular function: DNA binding. The coding region runs from base 169 to 873 and encodes 234 amino acids. The record is from RefSeq and is a predicted model, not a curated record. The transcript has 3 exons.